GAUGGUGGCGCAUGCGCCCUGCCCUAGGGGUCCCCGGAGCUGGGCCCGUCCGCGUCGCCGUCAGGGUGGGGGGGCGGCGGCGGCGGAGCUGGGGCGCUGCUCGCUCCCCAGGGGCGCGCGGUCCGUUUGGCCCCGGCCCCGCCCGCCGGCCCCGCCCCGCCCCGCCGUCGCUGUGCCGACGGCAUCCUGCCGCCGCGUUCAGCGUCUCGCCGCCCCCUUCCCGGGGGGCUCCGCCAUGGCAAUGACAGGCCCAACACCGUGCUCAUCCAUGAGCAACCACACCAAGGAGCGAGUCACAAUGACAAAGGUGACAUUAGAAAACUUCUAUAGCAAUCUCAUCGCACAGCAUGAAGAACGGGAGAUGAGACAAAAGAAGCUAGAACAAAUGAUGGAAGAAGAAGGCUUAAAAGACGAAGAGAAGAGAAUCAGGAGGUCAGCACAUGCACAAAAAGAAACAGAAUUUCUUCGCCUUAAGAGAACAAGGCUUGGUUUGGAAGACUUUGAAUCUUUAAAAGUAAUAGGCAGAGGAGCAUUUGGAGAGGUGCGACUUGUCCAGAAGAAAGAUACGGGGCAUGUUUAUGCAAUGAAAAUACUCCGUAAAGCUGAUAUGCUUGAAAAAGAGCAGGUUGGCCAUAUUCGUGCAGAGCGGGACAUUCUAGUGGAGGCAGACAGUUUGUGGGUUGUGAAAAUGUUCUAUAGCUUUCAGGAUAAGCUAAACCUCUACCUUAUCAUGGAGUUCCUGCCUGGAGGUGAUAUGAUGACGCUGUUGAUGAAAAAAGACACACUAACAGAAGAAGAGACACAGUUCUAUAUAGCUGAGACUGUGCUAGCCAUUGAUUCUAUUCAUCAGUUGGGUUUUAUCCAUCGAGAUAUCAAACCAGACAACCUUCUUCUGGAUAGCAAGGGCCACGUGAAACUUUCAGAUUUUGGUCUGUGCACUGGACUAAAGAAAGCCCACAGAACAGAGUUUUAUAGAAACUUGAACCAUAGUCUUCCUAGUGACUUCACUUUCCAGAACAUGAAUUCCAAACGGAAAGCAGAAACAUGGAAGAGAAAUAGACGGCAGUUGGCUUUUUCUACUGUGGGAACUCCAGAUUACAUUGCUCCUGAAGUUUUCAUGCAGACAGGCUACAACAAGCUUUGUGACUGGUGGUCACUUGGGGUCAUCAUGUAUGAGAUGUUGAUUGGUUAUCCACCUUUCUGUUCUGAGACUCCUCAAGAAACGUACAAGAAAGUAAUGAAUUGGAAAGAGACACUCACGUUUCCUCCAGAGGUUCCAAUAUCUGAUAAAGCAAAGGAUCUUAUUUUAAGAUUUUGCUGUGAAUGGGAGCACAGAAUUGGUGCAUCUGGUGUGGAGGAAAUAAAGAGUAACCCAUUCUUUGAAGGGGUUGACUGGGAGCAUAUAAGGGAAAGACCUGCUGCGAUUUCGAUAGAGAUUAAAAGCAUUGAUGAUACCUCAAACUUCGAUGAAUUUCCAGAAUCUGAUAUCCUUAAACCAACAGUGGCAACAAGUAACCAUCCAGAUACUGACUACAAGAACAAAGACUGGGUUUUUAUCAAUUAUACAUACAAGCGUUUUGAGGGCCUGACAGCCCGAGGAGCAAUACCAUCCUAUAUGAAAACAGGAAAGUAAUUAACCUUUACCUAGGACAACUUCUGAACCAUGGAAUUUUGUUUCUGUACCUUGGGUUUUUUUUAACCCAUAAAAGAACUUUCUAUCUUUUUUAUCAUUUUCUUAAAGAAAACUUGAGGGCUAUCACCUCUUGGAGAAGACUUCAAGACCCUCUUUUGUUACACACUGGCUGUUACUAAGGAUUUGUUCUUUCUGCACCAUUGAAAACUUCCACAAAAUGUCAUCUCUGCUGCAAGCAUGUUUUGCUGCUUCAGGAGCAAGAGUUUUGAGUUUUCCUUUUAAAUUCUUUUCCAGACUGUACAGUCCAUCAGGAGAUCUGAGAAGGCCUUCACUUUGACAUUGCAAAGCAUGUGAUGUUUAUAUGGAUGAUUUUGCCAGUCCUGCAUUAAGUAACAUAUUCAGUCUGCCAGUUCUACCAGCACUGUUUUCCUGGUGGACUUCAGUAUAAUGGAAAUAAAGCAAUAAUUACAGCUUGAGGCAGACAACUCUCCGGUAAACUAUCUAGUGGAAAGAUACAACGUGUAUUGCCUUAACUUUAGUUUGUAAUAGUGUUUUUUUUAUAAUGCUACGUGGAAUCCUCUUCAAUAGCGUUUCUUAAUUUUGUUGCAGUGGCCUCAAGUUGCAGUGCACUUUACUUUUGGUACUAAAAGUGACCCUCAAGCCAUUUAAUAUCUUUCUAGAUUAAAAAAAUUGCGCAAUACUUUUUUUUUUCCCUAUACAGUAAUAAGAGAAACGGGCCACUUCCUCCACCAAGCACCAGCAGUUUUAUGUUGCUGUAGGAGAAGAUGGAUCUAUAAGCAAUGCAGAUAAUGAAGACUACAGCUAAUAACACAAGUGGAUCUGGAAUAAGGGCCGAGAAAAGGGAGGAGAACUCAUUUAACCUGAUCAUUGGUAGUAGGCAUGCUGGGUACAGCUGGGUCAGCCAUGAGGUUUUUGGAUCCUGAUGCUGCCAACUUUUGGCCACUUUUAAGAUUGGCAUCUUCAUCUUUUUUAGACAAAACUGUCUUCUGUGGCCUUUUUGCUUUUGGUUUUGAGCAAAACAGUAUUAAAUUAUUCCAUAAGUCUUGCUGACCAAGGCCUCCUUGAUUUCCUUUACAACUCCUCUUGCUGUCAUGACUGAACCAGCUGUCCUUGUAGUCCUCUGAGACAGUGCCUCAUGGGGUCAGCUUUGGGAGUGGUGGGACCCACUAUGUUCUUCUUUGAAUUUUGUCUAAUGUAACUUAUAAAAGUACAUUCAGUUAUGAUCAGGAUGCUCUCCAGGAGAGCCCCAAGGUGCCUUUCCUUGCCUAAACAUCUCUGAGAACAUCGCUGCAUUUUGGGAGGGAGGAUUCUGCCUCAGCUGAGCUUUUUAUAAUGUUGAUUAAUUUUUAUAAUAAUUUUUUAUCAUGAGCAUCCAUCUUGUAGUUAACUCUGCAGUUCCAGUGGCAGAUGGCAUUAACCUUUGGGCCUGCCUGGUACUAGUCUGUAAUUUGCAAUUAGACGUUUUUAAAACUUUGAGGUUUCUAAAAGCAUUUAUCAAUCUGAACCAAGAUUCUUGAAAACUUUUAUUGGUGCUGAACACUAAAGGCAUAGCACAGACAGAAAAGCUGUUUAGAAACAAAACAAAGCUGGAGCAGUGUUUCAUAGUAAUAGGAAGGCUUUCAGUUAUGUUUAGUCCUAACUUUCUAGAUUAGGAAAUUAAAGAAAAUAGGGUUUGUUAUGAAAUUCUUUUUGGUGCUUUAAGGGAAUUUUCACCUAGAUGUCUUUUGAAUUGAGUACCAUCAUGAAGGACUGACUCGGGGGGACAGAAAGCACUGUAUAUAGCUAAGACAGGAUGAUAACUCAUUAGCAUCAUCUCCCUAACCAUCUCCUUGUGCUUAUUGUGUGUCCUAGGACUUAAAUGAAUUGCCAUAAUUAGAUGAUAGAUACCACAUGGAUCCUAAAAACCUGAACUGCAAGAGUAGCCUUAAUAGAAGUACGAGGAAUACUGUAGUCAGUAGCAAUUACUCAUAUGAAUAAGGGCUAACUGAGGUAAUGAUUUAUAGGAUCAGGCUUUUUAUCAACUAGUCAGUAAUACCCUACUCUACCCUCUUUAUCUUUUAUGGAGGGCUGACAGCUACUUCUCAAACUGUUCUCUCUCCUUAUCCUGCAGUUUCUUUUAACCAUUGGAAAAUGUUGCUUUAUAAACCACUGGAAAAUUGAGAGGUAUUAAUAUUGAAAUGCUUAAAAAACAAAACAAAGCAACAGCUUAGUUACUGCCUGAAAACUUAACAAAGCAAAAUCUUUUAAAAUUGCUGUGGAUUAGGAGUAAAUGAUUUUGAGACAGUAGCUGCAUUAUAGCCCUUUAGUAAAGGGACUGGAAUUUUUAUUUAUAAAUACCAAAGAUAAGAGAAACUAUACAAUUGUAAGCUGUGAUAAUGUGCUGUGAAAGCCUUUAUAGUAAUAUGUAUUUUGCAUUUUUAGUGUACAUGUUUUAAGGUCUUCUGAAACCUCAGAUUGUUCACUUUUUUUGAGGUAAAAAGGUGAAGUUUUUCAGAAGUGCAAGCAACAGUUGGGUACCUCAUUCCUGUGUCUUUCAGUAGGAGUUGGAUGUCUGCAUAUAAUCCUCUGAAAGCCUUGGACAUCACUUUCCAGUGGUAGGUGUUGUAUCUCAGUUGCAUCAUAAGCCUGCUUCCUAUUACAGGCAUUCACCAACAACCUGUUGUUUCCAGGAUCCUUAUUUCACUGCUAACAGAUUAAGAUUUUUGUAUACCUCUUCCCUCACCAGUGUGUUAGCCAAACAUUUUUAUUAGCUGCUGGCUUAUGUAUUGAUGCAUAUUGUCUGACGUAUUUAGUUCUUUUUCAAGCUGCAAGCAGGGUUUAUUUGGUUUAUUUUUGCCCUUUUUUUUUUUAGCUGGACUUCUAGGAAUAAUUCUAAUCUGUAUUUCCAAUGAAUCAGAACUUGAGUCUUGAUGCCAGUUCACCUUUGUAUCAUGCCUAACACAAAACUGCACUGUGUUUCUUAUCACUGUGCCCUGAUUCUGCCUUAACCCUAUAAUUUGAAAAAGUGUUCUGUAAAUAUUUAAAAACUGUUACCAAAUUGCACUGUAAAACUUGGCAGAUGUAUUGUGUGAUGCUGGAGGAGCCAACUUUUUAUGGAACAAUCUCUACAUUGUAGUGUGUAAAUAAAAGCCUCUUAGUAAACACAA
Molecule: messenger RNA, 4800 nt
Organism: Cygnus olor (mute swan)
Lineage: Eukaryota; Metazoa; Chordata; Aves; Anseriformes; Anatidae
Gene: STK38
Product: serine/threonine kinase 38
Exons: 14
Coding region: 2-1633 (543 amino acids)
Biological process (GO): intracellular signal transduction; peptidyl-serine phosphorylation
Molecular function (GO): ATP binding; protein serine/threonine kinase activity
Source: RefSeq, a predicted model, not a curated record